This is a messenger RNA of Adineta ricciae, 1848 nucleotides long. The record is from the annotation of a GenBank genome assembly. NCBI's taxonomy places the organism in Eukaryota, Metazoa, Rotifera, Eurotatoria, Adinetida, Adinetidae.
AUGGAAAACACAUAUUUAAUCAAUCUACCUACCGAAAUACUUCAUCAUAUAUUUGAUUAUUGUGAUAUCGAAACGAUUCUACUCACACUUGGUCGUGUUUGCAAAAGACUUCAUACUAUUGUUUAUCGAUAUAAUCGGUUUCAUCUUCACUUUACUGAGAGAAAUAUAACGUCUAUGGGACAUCUACUUCGUAUUGUGCCAAACCAUUCUAUCAUUUCUUUGCAUAUGGACUUGAUGAACAGAUGGUAUGAGACAUUUAACAACUUGGUUCAUAAAUAUAAGACUCGAUUUACACGGCUUCGAUAUUUGGGAAUUCCUGAAGUGAAAGACGAACAUUCGAAAAAUCUUUUCACGAAUGAAAAUUCCAUAGAACUGAUCUCACUCGAAAUCGAUUUCAUCAGUAGACCAAAUUACGCAAUAUUUUCUAAGCUUUCAUCAAUGUUGACGAGAUUAAAUGUUCAAAAAUUGUACUGUAAAUGGUUAGAAUACAAAGCUGACAAUAUGUCAUGGCCUAUUCCAUGCAAAUUAACGUAUUUAAAAUUGAGAAAAUGUCUUUAUAGUGAAUAUCGUUUUCUUCUUCAGCAAUUACCUUGUCUAAAAAUACUCGAACUGGAGGAAUGUAUUAUGAACACUGAACAAAUGUGUACACCAUCAUCUAACAUUUCAUUCAUUUCACCAUUAACAUGUUUGAUCAUUACUGAGUGUUCAGUGCCGAUAGAAUGCCUGAGAUCAUUAAUUUUAGCAAUACCUAAACUUCGUCAUCUUAAGUUACGUUAUUGGCAAAACAUAUUCAACUCGGUUGUUGAUCUUUAUAAUUGGGAAAAAUUUAUCCGCACUGAAUUGAAUUUCCUUGACACAUGUGAAUUUUUAGUCUCCUACAAAAUUGCACCAGAUGAUAAAAUUAAGCUUCAAUCAAUUCUUGAUCCAUUUCUAGAACCAUUUUGGGUGAAUGAAAAACGUUGGUUUAUUGGUUGUGAAUAUGUCUUCGGACGUUCAACUAUUUUACUUUAUACAAUACCAAUAAGUUUUCAUUUUUACCAUUGUGGAGGCGUGUGUUAUGCAAUCUCAGCUAAAACCAAUAGCUAUCAUUCAAUUCAGCGAUUAUCUAAGCACAAGUUCACUAAUACACUCAUCAAAUUAGAUAUCUCUCACGGGUACGCCCAUGAAGAAGAUGUGCAAUAUCUCGUUCCUGUGUUGGAAAAUAAUCAUCCAAUUGUCAUGAUGUAUUUAAACAGAAAUUGGAUAAAAAAUGCUAGUGUACAACGUAUUAUUGAUGCAUUACAAAAUAAUACCACAGUGACGUCAGUGAAUCUUCAAGAAUUUAAUAUUAAAGCGCAAGAAGCUUGUCAUAUAGCUCAUAUGUUGGAGACUAACAAAACACUCACUGUGCUGAACAUUGGAUGUAACGGAUUAGGAGACAACGGAUUGUGUUCGUUGUCCGAAGGGCUACAAAAGAAUAUGACACUGGAAGAGCUUUAUCUUGAUAACACCAGGAUUGGAGAUGCUGGCGUAAAGUCUUUAGCACAAGUGUUACAAAACAAAAUCAAUGGACUCAAGAUUAUUAGUCUUGCAAGUAACGAAAUUGGAGAUGAUGGUGCACGAGAUCUCGCUUUAGCAUUGCGACACAAUAAAACUCUGACAAAGCUCGAUCUCACUCGCAAUAAAAUUGGUAUUCCUGGGGCACAAUAUUUCUUUGAAUCUUUACAAUCGUCUCAAGUCAAAGUAUUCUUAGAAGAAAAUAGAGAUUCUUGUCAUUUAGUUGUUAAAGUGGUGAGCAAAAUAAAAAAUGAUCAGGUGAUCUUAGAAUUUCUCUUUCUGAUAUUUAUGCAUGGCUUCUUUUCUUGUUAG